Chelonia mydas (Green sea turtle) is the source of this 1005-nucleotide messenger RNA. Its product is annotated as protein unc-13 homolog B-like. Gene Ontology annotation, molecular function: syntaxin-1 binding; diacylglycerol binding; calmodulin binding. NCBI's taxonomy places the organism in Eukaryota, Metazoa, Chordata, Testudines, Cheloniidae. Gene Ontology annotation, cellular component: neuromuscular junction; plasma membrane; presynaptic active zone cytoplasmic component. Gene Ontology annotation, biological process: dense core granule priming; synaptic transmission, glutamatergic; synaptic vesicle maturation. The transcript is spliced from 7 exons. The coding region runs from base 85 to 660 and encodes 191 amino acids. The record is from RefSeq and is a predicted model, not a curated record.
UGAUCACCAAAGCAGGAAUAAACCUCAUCCUGUUGUAAUAGGGGUUUGAUUUUUUCUUAUUCUUUAAAAUAAUCUUCUGCUUGAAUGGAACUUCUCUGUGUAAAAGUGAAAAAAGGACGGUUGAAUGGCACUGCUGACACAUUUAAUACCUAUGUUGUUCUAAAAAUCCAAAAUCUAAAAAGCACCACAAUAAACAGAAAAGGAAGUGAACCUUGCUGGGAACAAGACUUUAUGUUUGAAAUCAGUGAUGUUGAAAAGGGCUUCAUGGUGGAGCUGUGGAAUAAAGGCUUGAUAUGGGACAAACUUUUAGGUACUUUAUGGAUUCCCCUAACAACUGUGGAAUAUGCAACAGAUGAAGGUUCGGGUGCAUGGUGGAUACUACAUUCUGAAGUCAUAAAAAAUGGAAAUGAAAUCUGUGGCACAAAAACACCAACUCGACAUGAGAUUUUACUGGAUGUCUACUUUGCAAUACUGAAUGAUUUGGAUCUCAGAAGCCAUUACAGGAGGGCUUCUCUCCAAGGUGCAUGUCAUUCACCUCUGGACACAUGCAGCAGCCUGUCACCCAUGAAAAGUGCUCUCAGCAUGCAAGAAAAAGAACUAAGAUACCACAAGGUGAUCUGUUUGAUGACGCAGUGGGAUUCAAGAUUGAUUAGAAGCUGACACCUUACUGGACAGCCCAAAUAGCUUGCUGUUGUCUUAUUGACACCUACAUGUGUUUUUGAGCUUCCAAUCCCCCCUGCUAGUCUUGGGUCCUGCCAAUCUGUCCGCUCUAAUUAUGCGUCCUUCUGCAUUAUAUAACUGGGACUGGUGAGAGAUUGAAUAUAAUACAGCAGCAUUGAAAAGAUAAUGCGGCUUAAGUUAGGAUUGCCCAGUUAUCAAGAUUGACUGUGGCACUCUCCACAUCCAACAGACAAGCUUGGAAGUUAUAUUGUGCUUGUAAAAUUUUGUGAUUUGCUUAUUUCCUAUCUGUGACAAACAAAAUAAAUAAGAAGCAGUCUUUGUUGU